Messenger RNA from Scomber scombrus (Atlantic mackerel), 662 nucleotides. Its product is annotated as placenta-specific protein 9-like. The record is from RefSeq and is a predicted model, not a curated record. NCBI's taxonomy places the organism in Eukaryota, Metazoa, Chordata, Actinopteri, Scombriformes, Scombridae. Bases 218 to 520 code for a protein of 100 amino acids. The transcript has 3 exons.
UAGGAAACUGGACGCAACCAAAUCCAAGGAGGGAGAGAUUAGUGAGAGCGAGCGAGCGUACCCAAGAGCAACGAGGGAGGGAGGGAGGAGUUGAGGAAAAGGAGAAAUCCUUUUUUUUUUUUCAGGCUGGUUCUGAAUUUGAAGAUUUUUCUCUCCUUUUAAACACUCUUUGAAACACUCUUUGUCAGAAGCUGCUCCGCAGGUUCCUCUCUUCACCAUGAUCCAUCCCCCCGCCUCCACGGUUGGACUCCUCCUGCUCCUGAUUGGCUACGCUGCAGCAGGACCCGAGCCUGACCUGAGGCCUCGAGCAGUGCGUUCAAGCGCCUGUCAGGAGCACACAAAUCUUCACAGCCGCCUGGAUGUAGUAGAGAAGAAUGUGGAGGACACGGUUGGGAAGUUGGAGGUUGAACUGGCUGCUCUUCUGGAUGCCAUUGAAGAACCGGAUUUGCGCCCCCUGCUGGACAUAAGAGGAAAGCCUGUAGACAUUCUGGAGGACCCAGGGCAGAGGGGCCACUCCUAAACCAGACAUCCAUGAAGGAAUGAAGGAGACAGCUUUUCUACUUGGACUUUGAAUGAUUAUAAUGUAUCUGUUUCCAUGAGUUAAAUGCAAAUCUAUGUAUGCAUAUGCUUUAAUACAAAAAAUUUUUCCAUAAAAGAAGAGG